AACACAUCUGGCAACCCUAAAGUACCGAUAGUUUUGCAACUCUGCUUCGGCCAUCUUUCUUUUUCGACGAUCCGCACAUCUAGUGACAAGAGCGAAUCAACAUGCAGCUUUUCGUACGUGGCUUAGAGACCAUUCAGGCCCUGGAGGUGUCCCAGGAUGCCACCAUUGCCGGUGUUAAGAACCAAUUCGCCGAGUUGCAUGGCUUCAACAGCGAGGAGUUCAGCCUCGCUUGCGAGGGUGCUACCCUGGCCAACGAGACUCCCGUGACCGCCCUCAGCUCCUUCGAGUUGGACAUCAACAUUCCCAUGCUUGGUGGUAAAGUGCACGGUUCCCUCGCUCGUGCUGGUAAGGUCAAGGGUCAGACCCCCAAGGUGGAGAAGCAGGAGAAGAAGAAGAAGAAGACUGGACGCGCCAAGCGCAGGAUUCAGUACAACCGCCGCUUCGUCAACGUUGUCCAGGGCUUCGGUCGUCGUCGUGGUCCCAACGCCAACUCCACGUAAACAGUUAGUCGGGGAAUGAUGAACGAGUCGCUAUGUUUUAUUGCAGAAUGAUGUUCAUAAAGUAAUUUCAAACAUUAAACAAUACACCCUAA
This is a messenger RNA of Drosophila bipectinata, 592 nucleotides long. RefSeq names its product ribosomal protein S30 (gene RpS30). Gene Ontology annotation, biological process: translation. The record is from RefSeq and is a predicted model, not a curated record. Gene Ontology annotation, cellular component: cytosolic small ribosomal subunit; ribosome. Gene Ontology annotation, molecular function: structural constituent of ribosome. NCBI's taxonomy places the organism in Eukaryota, Metazoa, Arthropoda, Insecta, Diptera, Drosophilidae.